AAUUCUCAAAGCUCCUUGCAUAUGAAUUCCUAUAGCCAGAAAAUGUUGAGCUCCUGAUUGUGGGCGGACAGGGUAAUAAUUCCUUUGUGCUGCCUCAUGAACCCCAAUUGACAGGAGUGCCUUGGGACGGCUGGGACAGCAUGGGCUUGCCUGGGCCAGUACAAUACUAAAGCUUAGUUCUGUAAGAAAACUCCCAACAGGCCACAGAGGGUUGAGUCUGACCAGAACAUACUGGACAUUGAUUUGUGACUGAGAGUCCACUGAAGAGAGAAUCUUGUGAGCUGUUAUUGGAGCUGGGAUUGGGGGCUCCGCCGUGGCCCAUUUCCUUCAGCAACACUUUGGACCCCGGGCACAAAUUGUUGUCUACGAGAAAGGGACUGUGGGUGGCCGCCUGGCCACUAUCUCCGUCAACAAGCAGAACUACGAGAGCGGGGCAGCCUCCUUCCACUCUCUGAGCCUCCACAUGCAGGAUUUCGUCAAGCUGCUGGAUGGAGCAGCUGAGACCAGAGAGGGGAAAGAACUUGCCUGAGGGCUGAGACAGCGGCGCGAGGUGGUGGGCAGGAGCGCCAUCUUCGGCGGGGAGCACUUCGUGCUGGAGGAGACGGACUGGUACCUGCUGAAUCUCUUCCGCCUCUGGUGGUACUACGGCAUCAGCUUCCUGAGGCUGCAGAUGUGGGUGGAGGAAGUCAUGGAGAAGUUCAUGAGGAUCUACAAAUACCAGGCUCACGGUUAUGCCUUCUCGGGCGUGGAAGAACUGCUCUACUCCCUGGGGGAGGCCACCUUUGUCAACAUGACCCAGCGUUCAGUGGCCGAGUCCCUGCUCCAGGUGGGCGUCACACAGCGCUUCAUUGACGAUGUUGUCUCUGCUGUCCUACGGGCCAGCUAUGGCCAGUCAGCAUCCAUGCCUGCCUUUGCUGGAGCCAUGUCACUAGCUGGGGCUCAGGGCAACCUGUGGUCUGUGGAAGGGGGCAACAAGCUGGUUUGUUCCGGUUUGCUGAAGCUGGCCAAGGCCACCGUAAUCCAUGCCACAGUGACUUCUGUGACCCUGCACACGACAGAAGGGAAAGCCUUGUACCAAGUAGGGUAUGAGAGUGACAAGGGCAACAGCUCUGACUUCUAUGACAUCGUGGUCAUUGCUGCACCCCUGCACCUGGACAACAGCAGCCACAACAUCACCUUUGAAGGCUUCACUCCACCCAUUGAUGACAUUCAGGGCUCUUUCCAGCCCACUGUGGUCUCCCUGGUCCAUGGCUACCUCAACUCUUCCUUCUUUGGUUUCCCCGACCCUAAGCUUUUCCCCUUUGCCAACAUACUGACCACGGACUUCCCCAGCUUCUUCUGCACUCUGGACAACAUCUGCCCUGUAAACAUCUCGGCCAGCUUCCGGCGGAAGCAGCCCCAGGAGGCAGCAGUUUGGCGAGUGCAGUCCCCAAAGCCCCUCUUCCGGACCGAGCUGAAGACCCUCUUCCGUUCCUAUUACUCAGUCCAGACAGCGGAGUGGCAGGCCCACCCCCUCUACGGCUCCCGCCGCAACCUCCCAAAGUUUGCACUUCAUGACCAGCUCUUCUACCUCAAUGCCUUAGAGUGGGCGGCCAGCUCCGUGGAGGUGAUGGCUGUAGCUGCUAAGAAUGUGGCCUUGUUGGCUUACAACCGCUGGUACCAGGACCUGGACAAGAUUGACCAGAAGGACUUAAUCCAUAAGGUCAAGACUGAACUGUGAGGGCUCCAGGGAGAGCCCAGGAACUCAGUACCACACUGAAGAUGGAGCCCACCCCAGCAGUGCAGAACUGAGUAGGCCACAUGCAUGGGCUGCAACGCUGUAUCUGUAUUGGUACUGAGCAGGUUCCCCUGUGUGGGUCCAGGUGACUGUCUGCCGAUCUAAGGAUCCUCCUAGAGGCUGCCUUUUUGUUUUAUUUUGUUUUUCUAAGGAAGAGAUUAAGAAAAGGGAAGCAAAUCCAAGCCAGUGUUUGGGGAUUUUUGUUUGUUUGCGGGGAGGGGGGGGCUAUUUUAUUUGUUACUGUUUUUCAAGAAGAAAUAAAAAUUCAUCCUCCAAGCCA
Messenger RNA from Meriones unguiculatus (Mongolian gerbil), 2057 nucleotides. It is a transcript of the gene Pcyox1l, whose product is annotated as prenylcysteine oxidase 1 like. Bases 671 to 1720 code for a protein of 349 amino acids. Lineage: Eukaryota; Metazoa; Chordata; Mammalia; Rodentia; Muridae. The transcript is spliced from 7 exons. Gene Ontology annotation, molecular function: prenylcysteine oxidase activity. Gene Ontology annotation, biological process: prenylated protein catabolic process; prenylcysteine catabolic process. The record is from RefSeq and is a predicted model, not a curated record.